GCACAUAACGGGCAGCGCGCACUUGGAGGCGGCUGCUCUAGAUCUCAGGCUGGGACUGACGGGCACCGCGAGCCCUAGGCACCCCACAAGCUGAGUGCAGGACGGGCUCCCACCACACCCACCCCACGGCUGCUGAAUGAGGCUUCUAGGCGUCCCGUUGCUGGCCGCAGCGCCCAGCCGAAGGUCCGCCCUCUGAGGCGCGGCCAGUGAGCCCGCAGCCCGUGCGCUCACCUGCCAGCCUGCGCGCCAUGGGGCAACCGGGGAACCGCACCGUCUUCUUGCUGGUGUCCAACGGAAGCCAUGCACCGGGCCAAGACGUCGCGCAGGAACGGGACGAGACGUGGGUUGUGGGCAUGGCCAUCCUCAUGUCGCUCAUCGUCCUGGCCAUCGUGUUUGGAAACGUGCUGGUCAUCACAGCCAUUGCCAAGUUCGAGCGUCUGCAGACGGUCACCAACUACUUCAUCACCUCCUUGGCCUGUGCUGACCUGGUCAUGGGCCUGGCGGUGGUGCCCUUUGGGGCCAGCCACAUCCUUAUGAAAAUGUGGGCUUUUGGCAAUUUCUGGUGCGAGUUUUGGACUUCCAUUGACGUGCUGUGCGUCACGGCCAGCAUUGAGACCCUGUGCGUGAUCGCGGUGGAUCGCUACUUUGCCAUCACGUCACCCUUCAAGUACCAGAGCCUGCUGACCAAGAAUAAGGCCCGGGUGGUCAUUCUGCUGGUGUGGAUCGUGUCAGGCCUCACCUCCUUCUUGCCCAUCAAGAUGCACUGGUACCGGGCCACCCACGAAGACGCCAUCAAGUGCUAUGCCAGAGAGACCUGCUGUGACUUCUUCACGAACCAGGCUUACGCCAUUGCCUCCUCCAUCGUUUCCUUUUACCUGCCCCUGGUGGUCAUGGUCUUCGUCUACUCCAGGGUCUUCCAGGUGGCCAAAAGGCAACUCCAAAGGAUCGACAAAUUCGAGGGCCGCUUCCAUGCCCAAAACCUCAGCCAAGUGGAGGAUGGGAGGAGCGGGCAUGGACAUCGCAGGUCCUCCAAGUUCUGCUUGAAGGAACACAAAGCCCUCAAGACUUUGGGCAUCAUCAUGGGCACGUUCACCCUGUGCUGGCUGCCCUUUUUCAUCGUCAACAUUGUGCACGUGAUCCAGGAUAACCUCAUCCCCAAGAACGUUUACAUCUUCCUAAACUGGGUGGGCUACGUCAACUCUGCUUUCAACCCCCUCAUCUACUGCCGGAGCCCCGAUUUCAGGAGCGCCUUCCAGGAGCUUCUGUGCCUGCGCAGGUCUUCUCUGAAGGCCUAUGGGAAUGGCUACUCCAAUAGCAAUGACAAGUCUACACAAGACUACACAGGGGAGUCCAGUGGAUAUCACCUGGGACAGGAGAAAGACAGCAAACUGCUAUGCGAGGAUGCCCGGGGCAGGGAAGACUUUGUGAACCGUCAAGGUACUGUGCCUAAUGAUAGAAUUGAUGCACAAGGGAGGAAUUGUAGUACAAAUGACUCACUGCUCUAAUGCAGCUUUUCUACUUUUUCAGACCCCCUUCCCUGACAAGACACUAAGCAGACUAUUUAACUUAAGUGUAAUAAAUUUAGAAUGAAAUUGUAUAGAGAUGUGCAGGAGGAAGAACAUCCUUCUGCCUUUUUUUUAUUUUUGUAAGCUGUAAAAAAGAGAACACUUAUUGGAGUGGUUGUUUCUUGUACAGUUCAGUUCCUCUUUGCAUGGAACUUGUCCGCGUGUGUCUGAAGGGCUUCAGUCCCAGAGGACCUGGGGCUGCUAUGUUUUGAUGACUUUUCUGCGUAUCUACCUCAUCAGUCAAGUAUUAGGGGUAAUCUAUUGCUGCUGGUAAUGUGUAUCUGAAGGAGACCUUCCUUCCUGCCCCCUCGGAUGGAGGAUCCGGAGUAGCCUGGACCUGACAGCUGUGAACACGCUCCUCUUAUUUGCUGAAACAGGGUGUUGUGGGCAGGUAUUUCAGGGGUAGCUUCAGUUGUUUUCCUGAGCAAAGUCUAAAGUUUACAGUAAAUAAAUUGUUUGACCAUGACUUCAUUGCACCUGUUUCUCCAAAACCCCUCGACUGGAGUGUGCUUGCCUCCCCCGCUGGAAACCACAGCCACAGGGAAGGAUUUUUCAUGGUUCACCGGCGAGGGACAGACCCUGAGCCAGUGCUCUGUUCACUCCAUUCUGCUGCCUUCCGAGCGCACCUUCCAGCUGCCCAGAUACUGACUAUGGGCUGAACUGUUGGGGAGGGUUUAUCAAUGGAAGCCAGGCCUGGGAGCUGUUACUGCCUGUUUGUGGAGAGAUAAUGCUGUUAGAAGGCGCAUGAGGGAAAAUCACAAAAGUAAACACAUUUCUUCUCUCACCCCCUUUCUAUUUUUGCCUGUGUGUCUGAGCCAGGGCUUGGCCCAGGUUUGACCGGGUGGAGCGUCCUCCUUGGCAACGCUAGCCUGGAGAUCAGCCUGCAGGGUUCAUUGCCAUUUCACUCGCUUAUAAAGCUGAUUCCACGUUUCUCUUCCCUCUGUCCCAGCCACGGUCCCCAACCAGAAAAGCACUGGCCCCUUCUGCUUCCUGUCAGUUCAGUGCUGGGUGUCUGGGUGAGCGCUGAGCUCUCGGGAGAAAGUUGGGUGCCUAUGAUUUUGGAAUGGACGGUGGAGAAUUGGAGAGUGUCUGCCAUUCAGCACCUUUCCUCUUUCUCCAAAGGCUUUCAUACCUGUUAUCACAUUCCCCUUCUCCUGCUCUGGGCCCCACACCUAGAGAUGCAGGCAGCUUCUCCAGCUAAUCCCCCACUCCUCGUAGCCUCACGGAUCUUGGACUUGGAAGAGCCCAUAGAAAGCAUUCGACAUCGGCAGAGACCAAAAGCCUACAAGGGGGAAUGACCUGCUCAAGCGCUGUGAGGGGAAGACUAGAGUUUCUGAAUGUGUUCAUUUAUCCAGGAAGCGAAAACAAUUUUUUGAAAAUCACAGCAGCAACACCCAUGACGAAGCAAAAGCGGAGUCCCCAGGAGCCCCUGUUUCCUUCCAGCCAUUACUGAUCUCGCAGCCCGGGCCUGGUGUCCCAGAGCACAGAGGCCCUUCCCGGGGAGUUGCCCUCACCAUCCCCAUUCUGUCUCCGUUCUCCUGCCCACUUUUCUCUCUAUAAAACGCCUAUUAGAUGUUUCUAAAUAUUGCAGACAAGCCUGCUUUGUUUGGUUUGUUUUGUUUUGUGGGAGAGGUACUCACUGUUCUCGUGAGAUGUAUUGCGCCCAUAAGCCUGUGCUGCCCACAAACAGUUAGGCUCCCUUGCCGGUGUAAGUUCCGCCGUGUUUCUCUAGAAAUACAGCUGCUCACCUGGCUCCCUCAGCCCCAGAGAACAGGCGGCUCAGGCUCCAGGGCCCGGGUGGCCAGCCUUAGAGAUCUCUUUCUGAAGGACCGUGGAAGGGCUAGUGGGGUCAGUUUUGGUGUGAAUCUCCUGACAGUAUUUUAUUUUACUGCAGUAGGUCCCAAACCUGGCGGAGAGCCCCAGCAGUGAUUGGGGGGAAAUUCUGAGAAAUUGCACAUUCCUGAUGCCCCUCCCCCUCUCCCUGCACCCUCUCUCCCCCGCCCCUGAGAUUCUGAUCUAACAGGCUGUGGUUGAGGGCCAGCGAUUGGGUUUUGCCACAGCUUCCUGUAGAGGACGGUGAGUCAGGUGCUCUGAGGAUCGCAUUCGGGGACCUAGAAAUUACACUGCCUUCCCCUUCCCACCCUUCCCUGCCCAAGAGGAUGUAGGAUGUAGGCAUGGAAAACAUGAUCCCGCACAGCUGCGUGCAUUCACCAAAAUAAUGCCGCUGCCAACCAACGCGAUUCUAACUUUCCUGUUAGCAAGUAAAACAAUGUAGGUGAAAACAAUUUAAAAAUACAACGUGACUAGAGAGAAGGAAGGUGAUAAUUAAGAGCCUUGAGCAAUCGGGCACUUGAUUACAAAUGUGUUUUGUGACAACAGUUAUGCCUCCCAGUAGCAUCGUGGUCACGUGGUCCCAGAGCCUCUGCCUGAAGACCAGGAAGGAACAGCCCAGGAAGAGAGGGGGAUGUUGCUCCAUGAUGGGCCCCUUGUCCAGUGCCCCUUGCUCCUGGACACUCUGCCUUGGUCAAGGCAAAUCACACUGAGGUCUGUGUGAAUCAAUUUGCCUAAUGUACACACCCCUCCUACUUCAAAAUCAGAAGGGGGACCCGCCCAGCUGCAGAGAAGGGUAUGACUCAUACAUAUACAUUCACCUCCCAGAUAAACACAGUGACACACACACAGACUUGGUCAUUGAUGCCAACAGCCAUAUCGACACAGAUACCCACGUGCAUUUUCACAUACAUAGAUGUUCACUGGGAGGUUUUUCUGUGUCUACUUCCAUGUGAAUAUGCACAUCCCUAGAGGACACAGAUGCACUCGGGUCUAAUCAUUCUUCCUUAGAUAAAUACACAUGCGGGUUCCCCAAAACACUUCCGUGCGCUCCAAAUCAGCGAACAUGCCAUGCCUAGUAGUCAUGGUCCCACGGCUACCUCAGGGCUAUGUAAGGGCAGGCUCAUACACUGACCCCUCUUCCUGGGUAAGUAUAUGAACCCUUAAUUCAAUGCAUGGCCACUGUGUUCUUCCUGAGUCUGCGUAAUGGGAGAGAGAUGUUUUGAAAAAUUAUGCAAAGUUGCAAGUGGGAUAGCUGCUAAGAAGGAGAUACAGGUGUUUUGGGGGCAUCUUCUAGUAAGACGGAGAGCUCAGUAAAGGUUCUCCCGGGGAGGUCAGGUUUUGGCUGAGAGCUAAGGAAGGCCAGAUCAUUUCUAGAGGAAGAGAGGAGAGAAGAAUAUGCGACUCAGGGAGAAAGGCACAUGCAAAGGCCCUGUGCUGGAAGGAAGCCUGUCGUGCAUAAGAAGUUCUAAGAGAAGGUCAGUACAGCCGGUGUGCAGAGGGAGAGCACAGCAGAUGCAGGAUGAAGCUCCCCAAGGGGGCAGGGGCCACACCUGAAGGUCUUUAUCCUAAGAGCAUUUAGAAGCCAUCGCUAUGUGUAGAGCAGAGAUCCGAUUUGAACUUUGAGACGAUCUCUGACAGUAUGCCCACUCAAACGAAAGCACUCUUGCGUAGAUCGGUGCACACAUAUGGGCUCACAGGCACACUGUGUGUUUCUUAGAAAUGCACGCUUACAUAUGAGCGUUCACUGGCAGAUGCUGCCUCUGUGAACACACCCGUAUGUAUUACACACAGGGUGUAUAUAAACCCAGUGGGCGUUGGGUACCAUCAGGACUAGGCUUGUCCUUGGCGAGGGAUGGGGAAGUGGCGCAUCAGAGCCGAGCCCUCUGACUUUGGAGCCUUGGGCUUUGCGGCUUGGCCUCACGCGUGUGCCUCCAGCUCUGCUCCCCCUCCUCUCGGCUCAGAGCACCCAGUGACAAGGUGGGGUUUCUUCCAGAACACGAUCAUUGACUAUUCUUGGCCCAGGCAAGGAGGGGAGGAUGGGCAGGUCGGGUUGCAUAAAGAUUGCCUUGUGCCUUCCCAGAGUCGUAAGCAGAACCUCCGGCCAGCUCCAAGCCCCGAGUGCUCUUUGCAGAGAGUUGGCAAUAGAGAGAAGUAAACAGAAGCAUGGGAAUCAGAGGUCUGUGGGUCCUGGUGGGGACCGUGUGGGGCUGGAAGUAGUAUGUUCCAUAAGGGACCACUGCGGGGAAUGUGACACUGGAGGAAGGAACAGACAAAGCCCGGCAGGAAAGCCCUCUUCAGGCACGAGGUCUGACGCGGUGCCCUGCUGCCUUGGCUCGGCAGACUCUCGUACACACAUAUUUACGCAUUAACGAAUUUGCCUCCAGUGGGUGUAGCAUCUCACAGCAGAGGAAGUAGCAAGUCACUUAGCAGCCACACACCCUGCCUUACUUUCCCUCCAAUGAAUUAGAACUACGCUUGUGUGCAUUUGGCUCCUGUGUACCAGCAAAGCCAGCAAGGGCCUGGGCCAGGCCAGAAACAGACUCGGGGAGAUCAAUAGGAACAUUCAGGCCAAAUUGAAGGCUCACUACGGCCUUACAUGUUGGGGCCAUCAAGAUGCUCCCAGGUGAAUCUGCAUAGUCCCAAAACUCCUCCCACGGAGACUGUAUGUCUUCAAGUGUGCGCUUGGCAAAUGUUUUCUUCCACGAUUAAAAGGAAUUAUAUAAUGUAAUGUGAAGCUCUUUUUAUUUUGCUUCAGGCUGUGCAAGGAACAUCUUUCUUUGCUCCCAGUUGGGUGCUAUUUUGUGCUCUCUUGGCAGCAACCUGCCAGAUCCAUCAAGCGCUGAGGGCCAGAGCACUGUGCUCAAGGGGACACUGUGUCGUAACCCUCUCUCGUAUUGAUCCAGCUCUUGGCCAUUCACAGAGGGCUUUUAUAUCUGCUGUCUUAUCCAGUCCUCACAAAUCUGAGGUCAACAUGGUUGUUCCCAUUUCACAGACAAAAAGACUGAGGUUAAAAGACUUGUCUAAGGGCAUGGAUGGGGCCUUGAACAUAGAUCUUUAUACUUAUCCUCAGGAAGCAACACAAGUUAGACUGCACUCUGCUAUCCUCCUGGAACCCAGGGCCCUCCUUGCUGUACUUCUCUGUAUUUUAUCUUAUAAAUAAACUAGGGGCCUGGUGCACAAAAUUCGUGCAUGGCUAGGGUCCCUAGGCCUGGUUGGCGAUCAGGGCCGAUAGGGGCCUUCCAGAUGCCGGCCCGGGACUCCCUUCCCCAGCUGCUGGCUGCUGACUGGGGCCUUCCUUCGUUCUGUGCCACCCCCUGGUGGUCAGCGCACAUCAUAACGAGCGGUCUGCGGUUGAACUCCCGAGGGGACACUUUGCAUUAUUAGCCUUACAUAUAUAUAGAUUCAGCAUUAACACCCCCCACCCCCAUACAUGCACACACCCAGCACUGAAGCCACAGCUGCCAAGCUGCAGAUAAUCUCCUGCUCAGGGGCAGUCCCCAGGAUGCUUUCAAUAUUGACAAGCCCCAACCAUGGGUGAGUUCAUGUUCGGUGGUGGCAGCGUCACUAUGUCUUAGAGCAAAAUCUCCAAGUCUUUCUGGUCCCGCGUGCCAGACACCAGAUGCACGUUCACCAGGUCAGAGUGAUGGGAUGCUAUGUCCUGCUUCCUAUACCUGCCCUGCCACUGAGGCUGCCCUUGUUCACGUUGCCUAAUUCCUCUGGAUCAGGAAGUUUCUGUGGGAAGACCCGGCGUGAUCUGCCCCACUCCCACACCCAUUGGGCACAGGCCAGCCUGCUGCGAAGGGCCAAGUUCCACACCUCGAUAAAAAUUGCAGGCUCCCAGAAGUAUUUCAGCUUCUGGAAAAUGGCUCGUGUUUGGUUGAAAUGUUUUAUUUUAGUCAUAGCAAUUAGAUGUUCUUGUUUUGCACAGGCAUCUACCAACGGAAUUGGCUUCAACACAGGUGAGCAGGAUUUAAUGGGUCUGGGAAAACGUGCGGUAGAUGACAAAUCCCAACCGUGAGGAAAACUCCCAUUGGCAAGCUCCUCUUUUCAGAGCAUCAGCUUAUCUGGUUUGCUUCGCUUUCCAGAGUGUGAUUAAGUCAUUAAUUCAUUUAUUCAAAGAUCUUUGAACACUUACCUAUGCUGGCACCUGUGCCGGCUACCAGAGGUACAACCAUGACCAAGGUAAAUAUGAUUGGUCCCUAUUUUUUGAAGCUUCUUACAGUUGAGUGGAGAAGACAGACAAUAAAGGGGAUUAUAAAUGAUGUUUGGAUCAAGCUCCCUAAUACUAACACCAGAGAAACUUAAAUAUACUGAUGAACAGGGGUGAGGGAGGGAAAAUUGGUUUCUGGAGUUACCCAGUGGGUUCGGAAAGCUAUCUGGUACCUGUCAACCACAGACUGGCCACUAACCAUUCAUAACAAUAUUACUAUUUUCCUUUUAAAAACAUGACGGAAAAAAAUGGAAUUGAAGGUGGCUCCCAAGGUCAUCAGUUGUCUCAGUCAUAGUCCACCCCUGGACUACUGUGUCCAGUUCUUAGGGAAACGUCUUUGCAGGGAAGAAGGGCAUUUGGGCCCUUCUAGGCUUGCCAGAUUUAGCAAAUAAAAAUACAGGGCCUGCAGUUCAAUUUGUAUUUCAGAUAAGCAAGGAGUUCUCUUAUCAUGUAGGUAUGUUCUGAAUAUUACAUGGAAGAUACUUAUACCCCCACUUCCUCCUAAAAAAGAUCAUUUAUCUGAAAUUCAAUUUAAAGGGGCAUCCUGUAUUUUAAUCUGAUGGCCCUACUAGAGAACAGGAACUAAGAUCCUGAAAUAAAUAGUUGAAGGAGCCUGGUUUUUUAGCUUGGAGACAAUGUUAGGGAGAACCUGGAUUUGUGUAGGGAAGCAUUUUCCAAACAGCAUUUCUGAUGGUCUAUAUGGAAAACAGUAAGGAGCCCUGGGAGAAAAAAUAAAAAGUGUGGGAGGUCAAACCCUUGGGAAACGUUGCUCGCCCAGUGCUUUCUGCUGGCGCUCACGCUCUGCACAGCAUAGUAACAGUUGCGAACAAACAGUCUUGCAGGAAACGUACCUGGUUGACCCGCUUUCACCUAGCAUGCCCACAGAAUGCUGUUUACGGGCUUCUGUCUGUUUGUUUUGAUGUGUUUGUUUUAGAGAGGACACCUAUUCACAGCGGGCAAACUUCUGACUCUGCUGAGCACACUUGGCGGGACCCCGGUAUCAAAAGUGAAAGUUGUCUUCAAAUGAUCCCGCGUGCUGCUGGGAGGAAACCCGUUGAGUUUUUGCAAACCAAAGGGCAGAUCUGGACCCAAUGCACAGGUAGCAGACGAAUACUGGGACUUUCUAAAAAUUACAAUAGUCUGCAAGGUCGCCAGCUUCCUGUUCCUGGACACAUUAAAGCAGAAACACAAUGCCAUCGGGGACACUAGAGGAAAUUCCUGUCCUGUGUGGGACAUCCUCAGGGCCUGCUCUGAAAGGUGUGUACACAUAAAACACAAGGGGGCUUCCUCCAGCAAACCCUCUUUAAAACUAUGUCCCAGGCUCUAUUUCUCUUCUGUAGUCUGAGUCCAAUCCUUUGGAUUCGCUCUUGCUGUGUUCCCUUCAGAGCUAUGGACCAACCAAACUCCUCAAGGUCAGUCCUGGCCAGCGAAUGAUCUUUGCUCUGCUCUGGGCCCCUUCAUAGCCAGGCCCAGCACCGUGGGUCUUGGCUGCCAGGAAUCCCACCCUGAGCCUCUAGGUGGGGCUUAUAAACCUCAGAUGCAACAGGGAGCUCACUGUUGAGCUUAGCAGCCCAGGGAAGGGUGGGGUCUGAGAAACCUGGCCCCACAGUCCUCUAUGCUUGUGAGACCUGCCCUCCCCACCCACAUAGUAUCCACAGUGGAGUCAAGAUCACCACAUAGCAGAGGCACUUGGCAUAAUAGAAGUGAGCAGAAGGUCAGAUCCCAACUCUGCCACCUUCCUGAGUCUAGGAUCUGGACACAUUUCUGUAUUUCUCUCUGGAAAGAAAGAAAAGAAAAGAAGCGAUACACUGCAUCACAGUCUUAUGAAAAUUAAGAGAGAUUAAAAGUACAUAACAGACCCCGCAGAGUGGACAUUCAGUAAAUGUUUAUCUAAUGGAUGAUUGUGACCAUGAUAGCAAAAACUGUCCAAGAAGGUAAAGCUCUUCUUUAGAAAUUCACUGAUUAGCGUGCCAAGAUGUCAGGCCCCUGCCAAGGCCAUAAACUGGAGAUUGUCUAGCUCUCUACCCCAGCCGUGGGCAAACUACGGCCCGCGGGCCAGAUCCGGCCCGUUUGAAAUGAAUAAAACUAAAAAAAAAAAGACCGUACCCUUUUAUGUAAUGAUGUUUACUUUGAAUUUAUAUUAGUUCACACAAACACUCCAUCCAUGCUUUUGUUCCGGCCCUCCGGUCCAGUUAAGAACCCAUUGUGGCUCUCGAGUCAAAAAGUUUGCCCACCCCUGGUCUACCCCCUUCCUUUCAAGAGUCUGUGCUUGAGAACAGAAAGUAAGGCAUGGGAUACCCUGGCCAGUUUGGCUCAGUGGGUAGAAGGUUGGCCUGCAGACUGAAGGGUCCUGGCUUCAAUUCUGGCCAAGGGCACAUGCCCAGGUUGUUAGCUUGAUCCUCAGUGGGGAUCAUGCAGGAGGCAGCCGAUCAAUGAUUGUCUCUCAUCAUUUAUGUUUCUAUCUCUCUCCUUCUCCCUUCCUCUCUGACAUCAAUAAAAAUAUUUUUUUAAAUAAAGUAAGGCAUGUGUACUACAGCAUGCUGCUUUCCUUUCACAGUCUAGACAGAGCACUGGCCCUUCGUGACCCAGUCCUCAUCUGCAUGGCAAAGGGGUUGGAGUAGAGUUGCUUCUAGGUUCUGUGAACUGUGCCUUUGAAUCGGGGUGGUGAAUUCAGAUACUUAAGUAAUAUUAAUGGUCCAUACUACGUAAUGGAAAAAAAAGACCUCGCCAAACUAAAGCAGUGUGUGUGUGUGUGUGUGUGUGUGUGUACAUGGCAACACACAAUAUACACAAGGGGCUUUGAAAUCACUUUACCUGACCCCUGCGGUUGUGCCUGAAUACAGGUAUGGCAAAUAAAGAGUUGAACCCAGACUGAGUUGUGAAGGAGUGAGAUGAACCCUGACCUCCGAAUGGGAAGAGCGGGGUUCGAGUCCCAGCCCUGACUCUGUGGGACAGCUCCCUCCCCAUCUCCCGGGAGGUGGCACCGUCCCUCCCCAUCUUCACGUGAGGGGCGUGGUCCCAGCAUCUCCAGGCGCUGUGUCUUGGGAAAGAGCCUCUGAUCUAUUUUCGUUGGACAUGCAUGCUCUCCAGGAGGAUUACCAUUCGGCUGACUCAACCGGGCUUAUUCCUUUUGUCUGAUCGCUCUGCUGUCAUAAGGCAAGCUCCGCGGCCAGUUUUAGCCCUUCUUGGAUUAAGGGAGUGUCCAAAUGAAGGUACUGGAGUAUUGGUCACGGUUUCUGCCUGGGACACUUGCCUCCCCCUCCCCUCCCCACCCCACCCUGACGCUCCCUUCCAUCUGGCACAGGCACAGCACAGCCCUCCUGCUCCGUGGAUGACACGCUAAGUAGAGUCUGGUUUUCACAUUAGCUGAGAGGAGGCCCUGAAGUCAGAAAUCCUUGGCACAUGAGUCAUUUGGUCUCUUUGUGCCUUAUUUCCCCAACUCUGAGUAGGCGGAGCUCGCACUCUGUCUCCCUGUGUGCUGUGGGCUCCUGCGAGGUGGCCCUUCCCCAUGGGCAGGGGCAGGUCCCUGCUUUCACAGGGGAGCUCACUUGGAAAGCCACAGCCCAGGGGGAUUCUCUAGUAAAACUCGGUGUCUCUCUGUCUCUCCGCUUCCACACCUGGCCCCCUCCAGACCUCCUGCAGCACCGCCCGUGUGCACUUGCUAACACGCAGAAGUCAGCUUUGCAGAAGAGCUUUCCGUGGCUCCCCAUUGCCUUCGGGACAACGGUCUCAGCAGGUGAGUUCACAGGAAGCGCAGAGGAAACCCACUACAAGAACGACACUCCCCCCUCCCCACAGACCCCCGCAGCACUGUGUAUGUCACGGGGGCCUUCCAGGUGCGAGGCCAUGUGCUAGGGAUAAGCAGAGACAGGCUUGGGCCCUGUGUUUAGAAGCUUAUACAUUUUUCACAAGACAGGUCAACAGGUACCCAACAAUAAUGUGUAUUUUAAUGUUUAAGUCCUGGAAGUGCUCUUAGAAAUCAUGGGCCUUGCCCAACUGCCUCUCAUUUUACAGUAGUGGAAACUGAUGUCCCAGAAUUGGCAAAUUAUAAAGAAAAACUUGUCUCAUAAGAGGUCUCCCUGCUUCUACUCUGCCUCCACCACCAGGAGCCCCUCUGCACCCUGCAGCCAGAGCCAUCUGUCUGAGCAGCGUGUCACCUGGUCACUCCCAUGAGAAAGCUUUCUGUGGCUCCCACUGGCCUACAAUAGAAGCCAAACAUCCUCCCAGACCCGUGGUGCCCAGGGUGUCAGGUCCACGCAGCCCGGUCAUUCCCUGUGAUGAGAAUGUCCUUCCGUUUCAGGACUAAUGGCCCCUCCUCAGGGCUGCCCUCCCUGACCAUCCAUGCAAGGCAGGUGCACGGCCCCACUCAUUCCCUUCCCAUCACCCUGAUUGGAUGUGUUCAGAGCACAUAAUACCAUCCACAUCCUCUUGUUUGUUUACUGAUUUUUCUUCUUUCAUAUCUGGGUCAACUUACUAGAGGCUAAGCUGCAGAGGGCUGAGAUUUGCCUCUAUCACUAGCACCUACAACAUACUUGGCUCAUAGUUGACACAAGAAAUCUUUGCUGAAUGACUAAACCAAGAAAUGAAUACAUAUCACUGGAAAUUUGAAAACGUAAAAUAGCAUAAAGAAGCAAAUAAAAUCACUCAUACUUCCUCCUUCUGGAUAUUACUGCUGUUAGUAUUUUUUCAGGUCUUUUUUAAUGUAUAUGUAUGAUGUAUAGUGUGUAUUUAACAAAAUUAAGAUUAUGUUAAAUUAUGGUUUGUAUCCUGCUUUUUUUCACUUAUAUUGUAUCUCCACAUGUUGUAAAAUAAUCUUUUAAAAUACUUUUUAAGUGCUGCAUAAAAUUUCAUAUGGAUGUAAUAAAAUUAACUUAAGCAUU
Myotis daubentonii (Daubenton's bat) is the source of this 12488-nucleotide messenger RNA. It is a transcript of the gene ADRB2, whose product is annotated as adrenoceptor beta 2. Gene Ontology annotation, biological process: norepinephrine-epinephrine-mediated vasodilation involved in regulation of systemic arterial blood pressure; adenylate cyclase-activating adrenergic receptor signaling pathway; regulation of smooth muscle contraction. NCBI's taxonomy places the organism in Eukaryota, Metazoa, Chordata, Mammalia, Chiroptera, Vespertilionidae. Gene Ontology annotation, cellular component: plasma membrane. The record is from RefSeq and is a predicted model, not a curated record. Gene Ontology annotation, molecular function: norepinephrine binding; beta2-adrenergic receptor activity.